This is a messenger RNA of Aphanomyces astaci, 399 nucleotides long. RefSeq lists its product as hypothetical. NCBI's taxonomy places the organism in Eukaryota, Oomycota, Saprolegniomycetes, Saprolegniales, Verrucalvaceae. The transcript has a single exon. The record is from RefSeq and is a predicted model, not a curated record. Bases 1 to 399 code for a protein of 132 amino acids.
AUGCUCAAACGAUUUGUCAAGUUUAUGAGUCUCAAAGCCAUUGACCACACCGAUGCCACGUAUGCAGCUCUUAUGCCUACUCACCUCGAAUUGCUGCGAAUCGACUCGGCGGUGGCGGAGCUUAAGCUGUUCAUGUCGAUGACGAAGAAACUACAAACUCGAAAUAUCACAAUGAGCAAUGUUCGCUACCUGUUCGAUGCGGCCAUCCUACGCCAUCCGUUCCUCGACAAUUUUGUUGGACCAACUUGCAAGAAUGUGUCCUCGCCAGUGUUUGAGAGUGCAAUUGUUAAGAUUCAAGGCUCUUGUGAGAAUCAACUUACCCCCGAGGAGCGCAAUCAAGUUCUGCGUUUGGUCAAGCGGGCGGAUCAUGCAUUCGCAGUUGAUGGUCAUACUCGGUAG